GCACAGUAGUCUAUGAACCCUAAAUUCCUGCGACCAUUGGACCAUCGAAAAGUGCAUCAUAAAUGCAUUGCAAAGACCUACAACUCAGGAGCAGCACUUCCCCUCUUUCGAUCACCACUUCAUCCUUCCCUGGCUUGCCCUGCUCCCCCAAACAGAGUGGAUGAAUCAACCGGGCCAGACCGCGCCGCCGAUGAUCGGCGUCGCCACCGGGGUUCCCUACGCCGCCGCUGCCGCAGCGUCCGCCGGCGGCCCCUACCAGGCCUACCAGCAUCUCUACCAGCAGCAGCAACAACAGCAGCAGCAGCAGCUCCAGAUGUUCUGGGCCGACCAGUACCGCGAGAUCGAGCAGACCACCGACUUCAAGAACCACAGCCUGCCGCUCGCGCGGAUCAAGAAGAUCAUGAAGGCCGACGAGGACGUGCGCAUGAUCGCCGCCGAGGCCCCCGUGGUUUUCGCCAGGGCCUGCGAGAUGUUCAUCCUCGAGCUCACGCACCGGUCCUGGGCCCACGCCGAGGAGAACAAGCGCCGCACCCUGCAGAAGAAUGACAUAGCCGCCGCCGUCUCCCGCACCGACGUCUUCGACUUCCUCAUCGAUAUCGUGCCGAGGGAGGAGGGUAAGGAAGACGUGGCACGCCCGCUCGGGGCCCCGUCGACCGACCCCAUGUCCUACUACUAUGUCCAGCAGUAGCAGCAUCCACACCGUGAGCUCCGUGCCAGGCUCUCCUUCUCGUGUUCCUUGCCUCUAUAAUCUAUCAGCUCUGGUUACUCUUAUGGAGAGAGUGGCUGGUUCUGAACUUGCUUGCCAUGUUCUUUGUAUGGUUUGCAACACUAUAUUCCAUGUCAGGCACUGUUAUUAAGCUUAAUUGUGGUGUUAAAAUGCUUAAUUCCGAUUGAUUA
Molecule: messenger RNA, 897 nt
Organism: Musa acuminata AAA Group (dessert banana)
Lineage: Eukaryota; Viridiplantae; Streptophyta; Magnoliopsida; Zingiberales; Musaceae
Product: nuclear transcription factor Y subunit C-6
Exons: 2
Coding region: 161-688 (175 amino acids)
Biological process (GO): regulation of transcription by RNA polymerase II
Cellular component (GO): nucleus
Molecular function (GO): DNA-binding transcription factor activity, RNA polymerase II-specific; RNA polymerase II cis-regulatory region sequence-specific DNA binding; protein heterodimerization activity
Source: RefSeq, a predicted model, not a curated record